AUGCGGACCUCAUUUAUCCUUUCUGCCGCGUUCGCAGUUUUUGGCCUCGUUCAGGAUGGCCUUGCCAUGCCGACAUCAUCGACUCGCUCGGUGCUGGCAAAGCGUGGCGUGAAAGAAUGUGAUAGCGACCGUGAUUACGACGGACCCUACCAGGACGGACAAGGCGUAUACAUCGAAUCCGACAAGAUUUCACGUCCAUAUAAGUUCCCCAGAGUGCGCAAAUGCUGGCAUGACUACUUCGCUGUAGAAGCGAGUGUGUGGUACAAACCCUGGAUCAAAUCUUCCGGCAACAUUUACUGCACGGGCACCCAGUUGUGCUCUACCGCACACCUUAACGGGACCCAAGUAUGCCAAUCACGCAGUGAAACAGUCAGCGUCUCAAUAGGGUGGAAAAUAGACGUUGCCGUGUCCAAGGGUAUCGUGCCCGGGCUAAGUUCUGCCGUGGAGUUUUCCUCAUCCAUCGAGGACUCAGAAUGCUACACUGCAUCCUCGACGACGACAUGUACCUGGAAUGACAAGGGUUGUCAUACUGUGUGGACCCAGCAGCAGAUGGUUCGCACAAUGGGGUAUGAGCGAAAGCGAUGCAAUUGGGGUGAUGGCGACGUGACGGAGUGUAUGCGCUCGUGGGAACAGAAUACUCCAACAACUUAUACCGAUUAUGGUUGUGGGAGUAAAUGUGAGGAUACGAAUUAUUGCGGGAAUACAAACGGGCAGCCAUGCCCGUAG
This is a messenger RNA of Blastomyces dermatitidis ER-3, 726 nucleotides long. RefSeq lists its product as uncharacterized. NCBI's taxonomy places the organism in Eukaryota, Fungi, Ascomycota, Eurotiomycetes, Onygenales, Ajellomycetaceae. The record is from RefSeq and is a predicted model, not a curated record. The transcript has 2 exons. Bases 1 to 726 code for a protein of 241 amino acids.